CGGAGAAAUCUCUGGAGGGUGAAACAACUCAGCUGCGCAUGUAGUGGAGUGGAGGCGAAAAGGGACAUACGUUUUGAAGAAGAACGUGCCACUAAGGAACAUCACAAGGGGGUUCGCGUUCAUGCAGCACUUGAGUCUCGAGUCUCGAGUCUCUGCAACUCCCAUCCCGUGUGUGUUCCUGGUAUUUGGCUGGAGGUGAUGGAGAUGUUUUUGGGCUCUCUCCCUGGGACAUUUCCCCCGUCUGUCUCCAUGGGAGCCACAAUCUCACCGGGGUGCCUCACGGACCUAAACGGGUCCGUCUCAUCGAUCUGACCGAUCAACGUUUCAACAGCGAAGAAUAGGCAUCCAGAGCUCUGGGCAACAAUACAUAAACAACUAACCUUCUCUGGACAUUAGUACUAAUACAAUUCAAGUAAAAUAUCGAAACAAAACCGAAGCUAUAAUAGAUAUCCUUUGUGAAACUUGAUUUUAAGAAGCUGCUGCUGUUUAUUUUGGGGGGGGCUUUUUGGUGGAUUUUUUAUUUAUUUUUGUUGUCAUGGACACGAUGUCCCUGCCCCUCGUCACCAUAGAGGACGUCGGCUGCCCUGAGCAGCAGGGGAUUGUGGGGGUUGCCCAUGACGACCACCUGGGCAGCCUGAAGGCUCUGGCGGAGAAGUUGAGGCUGGAGACCCGCAGGCCGUCGUACCUGGCCUGGAGGGCCCGCCUGGAGGAGCGGGGUUCCGGGGGCCUCGGGGCUCCGCAGACGCUGCCAGGGCCCCGCCAGCAGGAGGCGCCGUUCUCCCUGGGGCGUCCUGAACCCAAACCCACUCGGCCCCCUGCCAGACUCAACGGGUUUGGGAACAUCGACGAGGCUCUCGACUGGCUCAGGAAGGAACUGACGGAGAUGAGGCUGCAGGAUCAGCAGCUGGCCCGGCAGCUCUUGCGUCUGCGCGGCGACAUCAUCGAGCUGAAGAUCGAGCAGACGUGCCACCUGCACCGCUCCAUGCUCAACGACGCCACCUAUGGGCUGGAGGAACGCGACGAGCUCUCCGACCUGCUGUGCGACUUCCCGCUGACGCCCGGCUUCUGCCUGUCCAGCCCGCUCCGGCUCAUCGGCGUCACCAAGAUGAACAUCAACUCCCGCCGCUUCUCCCUCUGCUAGCGGCGCGUCAGCGCUAACGACGC
Conger conger (European conger) is the source of this 1164-nucleotide messenger RNA. It is a transcript of the gene fam167ab, whose product is annotated as family with sequence similarity 167 member Ab. NCBI's taxonomy places the organism in Eukaryota, Metazoa, Chordata, Actinopteri, Anguilliformes, Congridae. The coding region runs from base 536 to 1141 and encodes 201 amino acids. The record is from RefSeq and is a predicted model, not a curated record. The transcript is spliced from 4 exons.